GGUGGCGCUACCAACCAAGGGUUCGUCUGUGCGGCAGAAAGCAGCAUAGUUUCCCCUCCCAACAGUUUAACCACGGAUGCCGCAGGAGGAGGUCUGUACGCUCUCGUCGUCUCCUGAAAGAUUACUGCCUUAUUAUGGCAGAUGCAGGCUUCUUCCGCGGUACUUCUGCAGAGCAGGAUAACCGGUUUAGCAAUAAAGAUAAGAAGCUCAUGAAGGAGAUGAAAUUUGCUGAAAGCUUAAGCAAAAAGGUUGAUAUGACCAAAGUGCGUUUAGAAGUGAUCAAACCUUGGGUCACGGAGAAAAUCACAGCCAUUUUAGGCAUAGAGGAUGAUGUUGUAAUAGAAUAUGUCUUCAAUCAGUUGGAAGCAGAAAAGAAUCCAGAUCCCAGGAAAAUGCAGAUAAUGUUGACAGGCUUCUUGAAUGGUAAAAAUGCCCGUAUAUUUAUGGGAGAAUUAUGGGAGCUGAUGGUGUCUGCCCAGGCCAGUCCAUCAGGCAUACCUAAGCAGUUCCUAGACCAGAAAAAAGAAGAGCUUAAAAAGAAAAUGGAAGAAGAAGAAAGAUUACAGAAGAUUCAAGAAGCUAGAAGAGAACGAGAUAAAGACAAAGAAAAAGAAAAAGAACGGGACCGAGAUCGUGAUAAGGACAGAGAAAAGGACCGCAGAGACAGGAGGAGUCGCAGCAGAGAUAGAUCUUCACGAAAUUCACGGCGAGAUAGGUCUCGCUCUCCACGUUCCAAGGAUGACAAAAAAGACCCCAAAAAAGAUUCAUCUCGGUGGGAUAAAAAGGAUGAAACAAAAAUUAAAGAGGAGAAGAAGGAAGCAAAUGGUGAAGCUACAACAAAAGAGAAAUCUUCAUCCACCAAGUCACCCAAACGUGAAUCUUCACCCAAGCUGGAGGUAUCAGUCAAACAAGAAAAGCCUGAAAUUUCUGCAAAGAAGGAACGAAGUGAUAGAGGAGAGAGAGGAGACAAGGGUCAUACUAGAGAUAGAAAGAACAUACGAACUGACAGGUCUCCCAGGGGGAAAUCUCCAAGAAAGGAUGAUGAUCGCAGACGUAGAAAUUCUCCUCGAAAACAUUCACCAGGAAUUCGAAAGCGAUCACCUAGUAUUAGGAAGAGGUCACCCAGUCCACGUAAACGGUCACCCAGUAUUCGGAAGAGGUCACCGAGUCUUCGUAAAAGGACGCCCACGCCUCGUAAGCGAUCUCCCAGUGUCCGGAAAAGAUCGGUCACUCCUCGCAAGCACUCUCCUAUUUCACGUAAACGUUCACCUAGUCCUCCAAAGAGAUCUGGUAGCCCACGCAAACGUUCUUCAUCUCCAAGACCUAAAGUGCGUAGACGACCUACACGCUCGCCCAGCUCCAAUUCAGAGUCUUCCAGUGGUUCACGCUCAAGGAGCCGAUCCGUCCUAAGGAAUAAGGAUGAUGACUUUGAGAUUCAUCGGAAAGAGGAUUCUGUCUUGAAGAAAAGGCAGUACAGAUCUAACAGGGAUCCUUCAACUUCAGAGGAUGAGGGUCCAUCCCGUAAUUUUGCUGGUGAGCACAGAGGUGGUGGAAGCCCACCUCGUCGUAAUGCUCCACACCCUGGCAAGCGAUCCAUGUCUCCUCGAAGAGGAAGGAGAUCUCCCUCACCACGGUACCGCCGAAGGUCCCCAAGUCCUCGCCGUCACACUCCUAGUCCAAGGUUUCAUAGAAGAUCACCCAGUCCACGUGGUAGGAGGUCCAUCACUCCUAAGGGAAGUCCUCGGAUGCGUGGAUCGCCUCCCAUAAGAGGUAGAAUGUCACCACCACAUAUGAAAAGAGGAAGAUCACUCAGUCCUCGAGGCAGGCGAUCACCUAGUCCUAGGAACCGAAGAUCUCCAAGCCCAAGAGGACGUAGGUCACCUAGUUUAAGAGGAAGACGAUCAGUUAGUCCAAGAGGGCGUAGAUCACCUAGUCCAAGAGUACGUAGAUCUUCGAGUCCUCGCAGGAGACCAAUGUCACCCCCUCAAAGAUAUCACAACUCUGGCUCACAUUCACCAAGUCGCAAGAAACAUCGUAGUGCCUCAAGAUCACCUCGACGCACUGGUGGCCCAGUUCUUCCAGGUGGUGACAAGAAACACAACAUAAGCAAUGCCAGUCGCUUGAUGCAACUAGCAAACUAUUCUGCUGAUACUAUUAAAGAAGUUCAGAAUAAACUAACAAAGACAAAUACUAAUAAUCAUUCUGCCUCUCCAGGAGUUUCCGAUAAGACGUCCCAGGCUACGCAGAGACGAAGAGAAAUCGAGGUCUUUUCAGAGUCUGUUUCCCCAAAGGGAAAAGGGAGAAGAUUAGAUUCGGGUUCUGCUGACGGUUCAAUAGAAGAGGAAAAAGGGUAUCUAGCAGAGACCCUCCCCAGUAAAAAGAAGAAGAAAAAAAAGAAGAAGAAGCAAAAAAAAAGGGAAAAGCGCACUGACUCUGAACUGUCGGAAGUUGAAGAAAAGAAAAAGAAGAAAAAGGAUAAGAAGAAAAAGCACAAGAAGCAAAAGAAACACAAGAAGCACAAGAAACACAGACAUGAGGAGACAGAGAGUGAGUCAGGAGAGAGCAUGGGAGCAGAAGAGCUUGAACGGAAGUUACGAGAGAAAGCCCUUCUGUCCAUGAAACGUCAGGAGCGAUCAUCUGCAGCUUCAGAAUCGGAGUAGGGACAGGUGCCAUUGUGUACACCGAAGAUAGAAGCAUGGGUAAAUUAAAAAAAAAAAAAAAUUAAGGCACUAAUGUUAGUGAAUGCAACGGUUGCUGUGUUGGUAUCAGUGGGACUUCUUAAACUGACUGGGUGGUUAGUGCCACAUAAAGAAUACCUCUCCAUGCCACAUACCUCUGGACAAUGUGUGUGAUGUAUAUACAGUAUUUAAUUUUAUUACAAUUUUUUUUUAAUUCUUACCUAAGUGGGGAAAAUUCAUCCUUUACAUUAGGUUAUGCAAAUCAUGCUAUUAGGAUAAAAACUAUAAUAGUACAAUAAUUAUGGAAAGUGUUAAACUUAGAAGAGCCAUUUAUUGAAGUGUAUAGAACCAAGUAGACUGCUUUCCAUCUUCACUUGUUAACCCAUAAUUAUUGUAAUUAAAAGAAAAGUACUUUAAAAGUUGAGGGAAAUAGUGGUUCACAAUUUGAUAUAAUGACUGAAUAGAGAUUUUUUGACUGGUUAGUUUUUGAGAAUCAUUGGUACCAUUAUACAUGGAAGUCUGAGAACUGAGACAAUGUGUGCAUUUUUUUCUUUGCCUAGUGACAAGGUACAGUAUUAUUAUAUGCUAACAUGAAAUGUUUGUCAUUAAAUUAUAUUAUGAGGAAAAUUAUUUUUGUCUAUCGGGGUAGUCUAAACCAGUUUUAUAGCAUAUUUCUCUUAAGAGUUGACUCUUAAUCACGUAGGUUAUUUUUUUAUAUCCACUGUAUAUAUUAUUCAAACAAAGUAGCAAACACUGGUCAAAGGUAAAAGCGAACCCAUAUGGAGAAAAUAAAGCAGAAAGUAUGAGCAGCACUAUAAAUUUUGUGUACAAUGAAUCCCUCAGUCUGCUGAAGAGAUGAAAUAUUACCUUCCAUUUCCUUUUCUCCAUUCGAGUUUGCUUGUAAAAAAUGUUAUAUAUAUAUACUGUAUAUAAAUUUUGGAAGUUCACAACAGUACACUACAUGGUUGUUCAUUCAGCAGUUUUUCUUAUAAAUAGUUGCAAAAUGUAUGUCAAUUUUUGUAUCUUUACUAUGCACAGUAUUUGCAGUUUUUUUUUUUUUUUUUCUUUUACUGUAAAUGUUUAUAAGAAAUGCUAAGCCACAGUUUACCGAUUGUGAUUAUGUAAAUGAGUAAAAUGCUGUUAAUAAAGAUUUUGAAUGAAA
Molecule: messenger RNA, 3840 nt
Organism: Cherax quadricarinatus
Lineage: Eukaryota; Metazoa; Arthropoda; Malacostraca; Decapoda; Parastacidae
Source: RefSeq, a predicted model, not a curated record